GAACGGGAUCACGUGCAGAGAACGUCACGUGACUCCUUCGUCCGCAGCGUAAGCGACAGGAGCCGAGGAGCGACAGUCAAGGACGUGAUGAAAACUCUACUUUUCUUCUCCAUCCCAUUUUUAUUCAGCUCUUUGGUUUGGAGCGGAUAUCUGGAAUAUGACCAAGAUGUCCUGAUUCCAGAGGGCUGGACCCAUGCGGGUCGAGUAGACCCGUCAGAGGAGCUGGAGCUGACCUUCGCUCUAAAGCAGCAGAACGUUCAUCUGCUGGAGGAAACACUCAGACUGGUGUCAGACCCAGACUCAGCUCAGUACGGUAAAUAUCUUAGCCUGGAGGAAGUAGCUUCGCUUGUGCGACCGUCUGAAGUGACCCAGAAGGUGGUGCGUCGCUGGCUGCAGAGUCAUGGGAUUUCAAACUGCCUCACUGUUCACACUCAGGACUUUAUGCAAUGCACCAUGACUGCAGAGGUUGCUGAAAAGCUACUGCAAGGAAGCAGAUUCCAUCAUUACAUCAGAGACGGCCAGUCUUUGACGAGAUCCUCAGCUCCGUACUCGGUUCAUGAUGACGUUCACCCACACCUUGAUUUUGUUGGAGGUCUUCACCGUUUCCCACCGAAAAGCCAGGAACCCAGAGAGAGACGCCAGCACUUCAAAGCGGGGCUGCAUCUCGGAGUGACGCCUGCCAUCCUGAGAGCUCGCUACAAUCUAACGGCAGCCGAUGUGGGAUCAGCUCAAAACAACAGUCAGGCUGUCGCUCAAUUCUUGGAGCAGUACUUCCACCCCGCAGACUUGGCGGAGUUCAUGAACUUGUUUGGCCGGACGUUUCCGCAUAUGUCUCAGGUGGAUCGAGUUGUUGGUACCCAAGGUGGAGGAAAGGCGGGUCUGGAGGCCAGUCUGGAUGUAGAAUACAUCAUGAGCACAGGAGCAAACAUCUCUACUUGGGUCUUCACCAAUCCAGGCCGUCAUGAAUCGCAGGAGCCCUUCCUUCAGUGGAUGGUCUUGCUCAGCAACAUGUCUGACCUGCCCUGGGUUCACACCAUCAGCUAUGGGGACGAUGAAGACAGCCUGUCCACAGCCUACAUGACUCGCAUCAACACAGAGUUUAUGAAGGCUGGCGUCAGAGGGAUCUCCCUGCUCUUUGCCUCAGGUGACAGUGGAGCCGGAUGCAGACAUCUGGGUAAAGAAAAAAACUCCUUCAGGCCCAGUUUUCCAGCGUCAAGCCCUUAUGUGACCACAGUUGGAGGAACAUCAUUCAAGAACCCAUAUAAGGUCACAUAUGAGGUCACAGAUUACAUCAGUGGAGGUGGUUUCAGCAAUGUCUUCAAGAUGCCUGACUACCAGGUCACCGCAGUCCAAGGUUACCUGAAGUCUGUGACAGCCACCCUCCCUCCUCAGUCCUACUUUAACACCAGCGGUCGAGCCUACCCAGACAUGGCUGCCCUGUCGGACAACUACUGGGUGGUCAGCAACAGAGUGCCCAUCCCCUGGGUGUCGGGCACCUCGGCGUCCACCCCCGUGGUGGGAGGAGUGCUCUCGCUCAUCAACGGGCAGCGUUUGCUGAAGGGCCUGCCCGUCCUGGGCUUCCUCAACCCCCGCCUCUACAAGCUGAAGGGACAGGCUCUGUUUGAUGUGACUGAAGGUUGUCACCUGAGCUGCCUAGAUGAACAGGUUCAGGGGAAGGGUUUCUGUGCUGCACCAUCAUGGGACCCCGUCACCGGUUGGGGGACGCCAAACUACCCCGAGCUCCUGGCUGCCCUCUUAACUAAGUAAACAGGAAGUAAUGAAGAGGAACUUCCCUAUCUGCUCUAGGAGCAAAUACUGAGUGUUUUCUUUUUUAAUCUGGUGCCUGAUGCUUUAAAGCAGGACAGUGAAGUUGGCACUUUCUGUUUUGUGAUUUUGAUCUCAAGGAAUUUUAAACUUAUUUUAUAUUUUCUGUUUAUUCUCUAGUCUUCAAACUACUUUUUAAAACUCAUUUAACCCUUGUGCUAUCCUAUGACUCCACCCUUACAUAGACGUGUUCUCCCUACCAUGACAAAGGUGGAUAAAGGUCGAAAGAUUUCCUGUAAUCCAUGGACACCAGUGAAGAUCAUAAAUCAUUGAAGAAAAAAGGUUCAGCGCACUGUCUAGUGGGUCUAGAUGACCCAACUCCCAAUGUUAAAGUGCCUAGGAUAGCACAAGGGUUACAUACAGAUGCAGGAGUUUAAAAUCAUCGCAAUCCACUUUUACUGCAUUAUUAUUCUGUAAGACCUCAAAGAAAGUCAAGUUAUUGAUGGAUAUUUUUCUUGAAAUUAGUCUCUUUACAUACUUUUAAAGGCAUAUGCAACUUUUAAUUAUGCAAUAAAACCUAUAGGCUAAGGUAUGAACGUUAUAACAUGAAGAAAAAUAUCUGAGAUACUGUAAGAUGUGUUGGUAAAAGGUCUGUUUACCAUAAAACUCAACAGGGAUGAGCUCAGAAUGUGGACUUGAGUCUGCUAGUCUUUUACUGCAGACAUUUUUUUUUAUUCUUUUUUUUUUAAACUUUUUUACCAUUUAUCUUCUGCCAAUGAACAAAAUGCACUAUUGUGGAUUUUAGAACAUUCUGUCAACCAGCACUUUGGUUUUAAACUGUUACACCACAAAUUGUUUGAAAUUCAAAAAUCUGUUCUUUUUUUCCAUUUAAGGUGUCUUUUUGAAAAUGUUGGCAAACUACCGUCAUACUGGUUUAAAACUGAUUGCUUUAAAUUACAAUAAAAAUAAGAAUCUUUGUUUACUUAAA
Molecule: messenger RNA, 2752 nt
Organism: Oryzias latipes (Japanese medaka)
Lineage: Eukaryota; Metazoa; Chordata; Actinopteri; Beloniformes; Adrianichthyidae
Gene: tpp1
Product: tripeptidyl peptidase I
Biological process (GO): central nervous system development; proteolysis
Molecular function (GO): tripeptidyl-peptidase activity; serine-type endopeptidase activity
Source: RefSeq, a predicted model, not a curated record